AAAAAACUAGAAUGGUUUUUUGUGACAUAACCUUGACUAUGAACGUAAAAUGCAAUUAGUUUUCAAUAUAAUUUAGUUCUAUAAUGAUUAAUACAGCGUGACAAUGUAUCCCAAUCGAUAAAACAAAGGUAUCCCACGAUGUUGUCGAGAGUAGCGUUAAAAAACUUCACGAAUACCGCGGCGUUAUUGAAGAAAACCGAGGUUAGUUUCUGCAAUUUAAUUCUAAUCAAACAGAACACAACCACCUAUACGAAUUAUGUCGAAGAAACGACGCAAAAACCCACCGUACUCACGAAACUAAUCCACAACUCUCCGAAGAAGAUCCAACCGUAUCUAAAACUGGUGCGGUUCGACAAACCCGUCGGUAGCCUGUUGCUGUUCUGGCCUUGUACCUGGGGCAUAACGUCGGCAGCCAGUCCCGGAUGUUUCCCGGAUCCGUAUAUGCUCGCAUUAUUCGCCACAGGGGCGCUAGUCAUGCGCGGAGCCGGUUGUACCAUAAACGAUAUGUGGGAUCGAGAUAUCGACCGGAAAGUCGUCCGAACCAAAGACAGACCGCUCGCCAACGGCGAAAUCACCAUGAAACGAGCCUUGGUAUUCCUGGGCGGUCAAUUGAGCGUCGCUUUAUUGAUAUUAUUGCAAUUAAAUUGGUACAGCGUCGCUCUAGGGGCCAGUUCGAUGGCUUUAGUUUGCACUUACCCCCUAAUGAAGCGAGUAACUUAUUGGCCGCAGUUAGUGUUGGGUUUUACGUUCAAUUGGGGAGCUCUGCUCGGUUACAGUGCCAUCCAGGGUAGCUUAAAUCUACCUGUAUGCUUGCCCCUUUAUUGCGCCGGCGUUUGUUGGACCAUUAUCUACGAUACUAUUUACGCGCAUCAGGAUAAAAACGACGAUCUACGUAUAGGCAUCAAAUCGACUGCCAUACGAUUUAACGAAAAUACGAAAUUGUGGUUGAGUGGUUUCGGUACCACAAUGAUCGGUAGCCUCUGUUUGGCGGGUAUUAUGAACGAGCAAACUUGGCCUUAUUACGCUUCAGUAUGCUUAGUAGCCACUCAUCUAGCUAAUCAAAUUGUAUCAUUAAAAAUUAACGAUGCUAAGGAUUGUUCUAAAAAGUUCAUUUCUAAUUCGACGAUUGGAUUUAUUUUAUUCGGUGGUACAGCGUUAGGGAUGUAUUUAAAGAAAGACGAAAGUGAUGAAAACGAAGCAAAGAGUUGAUGUAUUCUAUUUAGUUGUAUUCGCUAGUUAAUUACUGAUGUGUGUUUGCAACAAAGAGUGGUAUAGUACAAUACUUUUUACUUGUAAGUUGUUGAAAUAUAAGUUGAUUACC
Phyllotreta striolata is the source of this 1321-nucleotide messenger RNA. NCBI's taxonomy places the organism in Eukaryota, Metazoa, Arthropoda, Insecta, Coleoptera, Chrysomelidae. The record is from the annotation of a GenBank genome assembly.